Messenger RNA from Camellia sinensis, 2112 nucleotides. RefSeq lists its product as uncharacterized. The record is from RefSeq and is a predicted model, not a curated record. NCBI's taxonomy places the organism in Eukaryota, Viridiplantae, Streptophyta, Magnoliopsida, Ericales, Theaceae.
AUGGAUAAGAGUUGGAUGAAGAAGAGUAGAUUGUCAAGAGAUUAUAUGCAAGGGAUUAAAGAAUUUUUAGAGUUUGCUUCUCACAAUGUAUCUAAUGAUGGAACAAUUUCAUGUCCAUGUAUGAGAUGUGUGAAUUCAUACAUGUUGACCCUAGAAGUUGUACAUCAUCACUUGGUAUUCUAUGGAAUUAGUCCGGGUUAUAAUUGUUGGUAUCUUCACGGGGAAAUUAUGUCUGCAACGACUUCUAGUAGAACUAGUCAAAGCCAUGAAGAAAUACGACCUGAGUAUGGUGAUAUACGUGACAUGUUGCGGGAUGUGUUUCCCAUGCACACCCAAAAUAUGGAUGAAUAUGCAGAAGAAAGUAAUUUACCAGAACCAUCUGAUCAAGGUCCAAGCGUGCAACGACCUCAGGAAGAUCCUAAUGAAGAUGCACAAAAAUUUUACGACUUACUGAAAGAUGCUGAGAAGCCUUUGUAUGAAGGGUGCAAGAAUUUUAGCAAGUUGUCAGCAAUUGUGCAUCUGUAUCACUUGAAAUGUCUUAAUGGAUGGAGCAACCACUCAUUCACAAUGUUGCUUCAAAUUUUGAGAGAUAUGCUUCCUUCAGAUGCAAAUUUGCCGAAAGCCUCUUAUGAUGCCAAGAAGAUUAUUAAGGAUUUAGGUCUCGGUUAUGAAAAGAUUCACGCUUGUCCUAAUGAUUGUAUGUUAUUUUGGAAAGAACAUGCAAAUGAUGAAGUGUGUCAUUGUGGUGCUUCAAGGUGGGCAACAAAUGAGAAUGAUUUGCAGCAUAAUAUGAGUACUUCAUCUAAAAAGAGAAAGAAAAAGGCUGCAAAGGUUUUACGGUGGUUUCCCUUGAAGCCUCGAUUGCAGAGGUUGUUCAUGUCUUCAAAAACAGCUGCUUAUAUGAAAUGGCAUGCUGAAGGUCGUACAAAUGAUGGCAUAAUGAGGCAUCCUGCCGAUUCUAUGGCUUGGAAAACAUUCGACUCUCGCUAUGUAGAUUUUUCCUUUGACUCCCGCAAUGUCAGGUUGGGGUUGGCAGCAGAUGGAUUUAACCCUUAUGGGAAUAUGAGUACUAGUUAUAGUAUAUCGCCGGUCAUAUUGGUCCCAUAUAAUUUGCCUCCAUGGAUGUGCAUGAAAAGAUCUUCUUUUAUCCUAUCACUGCUUAUUCCUGGUCCGAGCUCCCCUUCGAAUGACAUAGAUGUGUAUAUGCAGCCUUUAGUUGAAGAAUUGAAGGAAUUAUGGGAUGUUGGAGUACAAACUUAUGAUAUAUCUUCCAAAGAGAACUUUCAAAUGCAUAUAGCUCUAAUGUGGACUAUAAAUGACUUUCCCGCAUAUGGUGAUUUGUCUGGUUGGAAUACCAAGGGUGCUCUUGCAUGUCCUUCUAGUAAUUAUGAGACUCAUUCUCGAUGGUUAAAACAUGGAGGGAAAUAUUGUUUUAUGGGCCAUAGGCGUUUCUUGGAUAAAGAUCAUAGAUUUCGUAAAGAUAGAGCAUCAUUUGAUGGCAAACAAGAAAUAGAAUCAGCUCCUGAUAUACUAUCUGGCUUUGAGAUCAUGAUGCAAACAGAAGACCUUGAUUACAAAUUUGGGAAGACAAAGGCAAAUGAAAAAAACAAAAAAAGAAAGAAACAAGCGGAUGGUGAUGAGAUACAACCAUGGAAGAAAAGAAGUAUAUUUUUUACAUUGUCAUAUUGGGCAAAUCAAAAAUUGUGUCACAAUCUUGAUGUGAUGCAUAUAGAGAAAAAUGUGAUUGAUAAUGUAUAUGGAACAUUGUUGAAUUUAGAUGGGAAGACAAAGGAUAACUUAAAGGCACGUCUUGACUUACAAGAGAUGGGUAUAAGACGUGAACUUCACCCACAAAAGAUCAGUUCCAAUAAGACAUAUUUGCCUCCAGCUUGCUUCUCAAUGAUUUUAAAAGAGAAAGAUGACUUCUUGAAAGUUUUGAAAGGGGUAAAAGUCCCAGAUGGUUAUGCUUCAAAUAUUUCACGUUGUAUCCAACUUAGACAGCGUAAGAUUAUAGGUUUGAAGAGUCAUGAUGGUCAUAUUUUGAUGCAACAACUUCUUCCUAUCGCAUUACGAGGAACAUUACCAAAAAAAAGUCGCUUCACCUCUAAUUGA